Molecule: messenger RNA, 2892 nt
Organism: Drosophila rhopaloa
Lineage: Eukaryota; Metazoa; Arthropoda; Insecta; Diptera; Drosophilidae
Gene: IleRS-m
Product: isoleucine--tRNA ligase, mitochondrial
Exons: 6
Coding region: 5-2845 (946 amino acids)
Biological process (GO): isoleucyl-tRNA aminoacylation
Cellular component (GO): cytosol
Molecular function (GO): aminoacyl-tRNA deacylase activity; ATP binding; tRNA binding
Source: RefSeq, a predicted model, not a curated record
CAAAAUGCUACGGAUUCUAAAUUUUCGCAUCGGAAAUCGCUUAUAUUCACUGAAAGCGGCUAAAAAAGAUGCAAAAAAAUACACAGACACUAUCAAUCUGCCGAAGACCAAGUUUCCCAAUCGUCUGACAGCAGCCAAACGCGAGGAACAGGAGCGUCUGGUUUUGGAGAAUAAGAUUGCUGUUUCGUAUCAACACCAGGAGCAGCGACUUGCGGAGAAGGGACCACCCACCUUUGUGCUUCACGAUGGACCUCCCUACGCCAAUGGACAGCUCCACAUGGGCCACGCCGUCAAUAAGAUCCUAAAGGACAUCACUCUGCGCCAGCGGGUGGCACAUGGUCAGCAGGUAAACUACAUUCCCGGCUGGGAUUGCCAUGGCUUGCCCAUUGAACUGAAGGCCACUAGCACCGCUCCGGGACAGAAUGCUCUGGAGAUCCGGCAGAAAUCUCGCGCUUUUGCCUUGGAGGCCAUUAAAUCGCAGAAGGAGGAGUUCAGGAGCUGGGGCAUAUUGGCCAACUGGCAGAAGGAUGAUAUAUAUAUGACUAUUCAGCCGGAGUUUAUUGUCAAUCAAUUGCAAAUGUUCCACAAUCUUUACGAGAGAGGACUUGUAUAUCGUGAUUUGAAGCCAGUUUACUGGUCACCUUCUUCCAGGACAGCCCUGGCGGAGGCGGAGCUGGAAUAUGAUCCGAACCACAUAAGUCCGUCGGUAUAUUUGAGAUUUGCUCUAAAUCCCAAUGGGUUGAAUGUAGAAGCCAAGGAUAAGCAGAUAUAUGCCCUGGUGUGGACUACAACUCCCUGGACACUGCCGAGUAAUCAAGCCAUUUGCUACAAUGCCUCUUUGGAAUACGUUUUGGUCAGGUUAUCGGAUCACAAUCAUCCGGAUGAGCUAUAUCUCAUUGCCUCAGCUCUCUUGGCAGUCUUUGAAGCCAAUACACAGCUCAAAUGUGAGAUAGUCCAGAAUGUGAGUGGCAACUCCUUGAGCAACUUCACUUAUAAACAUCCAAUAGACAAAGAACAGUCUAAUCUGCCUUUCUUCGACGCUAGUCAUGUACAGGAUAGCAAGGGUACGGGCUUGGUGCACACUGCUCCUGCCCAUGGACCAGAGGAUUUCCUGGUUAGUCUAACCAAAAAAAUACCCGUGAAAUGCUUAGUAAACGAGGACGGCAAUUAUACGAAGGAAGCUCCCAAUUUUCUACGCGGACAAUCGGUGCUGGAGCAGGGAAACCCUCUUGUCUUAGAGCACAUCGCAAAGGAUGUAGUGCACUCCGCCAAGCUGGAACAUUCCUAUCCCAUAGACUGGCGCACAAAGCAGCCUGUAAUAAUUAGGGCUAGCGAUCAGUGGUUCAUCAAUACAGAGAAGCUAAAGGCGCCUGCCUCUGAGGCACUGGAGAGCGUGGAGAUCUAUCCCAGCAGCAAUGCGGAGGCUAGCAAGAAGGCAUUGCUUACCCAGCUCCAGAAGCGACCCUACUGGUGCAUCUCCAGGCAGCGGGCGUGGGGUGUUCCCAUUCCCGUUCUCUAUAGUCGGCAGACUGGAAAAGUGGUAAUUAAUUCCGCUUUAAUAGAACACCUCUGCAAUCUGUUGCGCCAGGAGGGAUCCAUGGAUUUUUGGUGGACUAAGUCGGUGGAGGAAAUGGUACCCCCUAAUAUACUCAGCGAGCUGGGAUACGAAACUAAAGAUCUCGUCAAGGGAAGUGAUAUUUUGGACAUCUGGUUCGACUCUGGCAGCACAUGGUCUGCAGUGCUGAAGAAGGAUAAAAUAGCCGAUUUGUAUUUGGAGGGUUAUGACCAAUUCACCGGCUGGUUUCAAUCUUCCCUGCUAAUGAGCAUUGCUGCUCGAGGUUGUGCACCCUACAAGGCCGUCUUUGUACAUGGAUUUACAGUGGAUGAAAAGGGCUACAAGAUGUCCAAAUCAUUGGGAAAUGUCAUCUCACCCAAGCAGAUAACCAAAAAAUAUGGAACAGAUGCCCUGCGGUGGUGGGUGGCCUCCCAUGGAACCCAGCACAUGUCAAUUACGGUCAGCGACAAAUUGCUGCAGCAGGCAGCUGAGAAUCUGAGCAAGAUCCGUGGAACCCUUAGAUAUCUAAACGGUGUAAUUGGAGAGAAACAAUCAAAUGAACAGCUGUUAAAAACUUCCGAUAAGAGCUUUUUAAACCGCUAUUUGCUAAGCCAGUUGGUUGAAUUUGAGUCUGAGGUUGAGAAUCUUUACAAAGGCUAUGAGUACAAUCGCGUAGUGGCCUGUGUUCAAAACUUCCUUGCCAAUCAGGUGUCCGCCAUCUAUGUGCAUCUCAUUAAGGAUCGUCUUUACUGCGGUGACGAUCAAGAAUUGCUUGCCAUUCGUCAGACGCUUACCCACUGCUAUCAGCAACUCUGCAAAAGCUUAUGGCCCAUUGUUCCCUUCCUAGUGGAGGAGAGCUGGAGCUAUUACGAUGCCACGGGUGCAGCUUUCCAUGAGCAGAGUGUUCGUGCUAAACCAGAAUGGCAGGACACAAAAGCCACUGAGCUGGUUAACGCGGCGCUCGAUGUGAAACGUCUCAUCAACCAGCAGGCUGGAGAGGUAAAUACUUGGCAUUUGGCUGUGACCAUUAAAGGACGUAAAGGCAGCCAGUUGGAGCUACUGCUAGAACUUCACCCCACUCUUGGAGAAACUUUAAGAAAUUCAGAGUUAUGUGAGUUACUGCAAGUGGGGUCUGUUACACUUAUACAGUCCGAUGAUAACGAGCUGGAUAUAGCCAUAACCACACUACAGACAUCGUUGUGUCCACGUUGUCGUCGAUUUAGUCUGGACGAGGAUUGCGAGCUGGAGACCUGUCAACGUUGUUCUGCGAUAAUGAAUGUAAAGCAUUAAGUUUUGUUGUUUUCUAGGUGUAAGGAAUAUAUUUAUGUUUUUAAAAA